This is a messenger RNA of Hydatigera taeniaeformis, 3933 nucleotides long. Lineage: Eukaryota; Metazoa; Platyhelminthes; Cestoda; Cyclophyllidea; Taeniidae. The record is from the annotation of a GenBank genome assembly.
AUGGGUUUGCCCCGUCCAAAUGAUUGUGGAAUUGCCGCAAGGUUUUAUGAAAAUCCCGAGAUUAUAGCCAAUUUCGAUCCAGUGAGGACAUGGCUUACAAGAAACCACAAAAAAUAUACCCAGGCUGAACCACCGACCAACAAAAGUCUUGCUGGUCUCUGUUACAGCCUAUUGAUGUUUCAGGAGCAGCACUUUGGAAAGAAUGGCUCUCCUCCGAAGCUACCGUCAAGAUUGUUCGUGGACUUUAAGCCUGGUGGUUCUUUGUGCUACAUAUUUCUUAUAUGUUUGAAAUAUCGUCAUGACCAGGGGUGGCGAAAGCUAGAUUUUAGUUCUCCGAGAAUUGAUAAAUUUGUGGAAAUGUUUGACAACAUUAAACGAGAAUUAGCCCAUCAACACUUGUGGUCGAAUCCAUGUGUAUAUUUUGUUAACAUUGAUGAGCCGCUUGUUAGCCGCUUGCGAGAUAGUGCUAUGUUCUUGGGUGCUGCCAUUGCCAAAUCCCCUGAAGAAUCAACACAUAUAGUUCACUCUCCUCCUGACAACUGGCCUGGGAAUGCUCGUGAUGAUUCAGUUUGCCAACGGUUUCGACUUAUCUUCAAGGAGGGUCGCGGGCUUCUCUUGCACUGGCUUUUCUCUCCUGGUUCUUUUGAUACUUGGCAUACAAACCUCCCCGUUGAGUGGCCGAUGAACAUUGAACCUGAGCCUAGAGUUCCCGGAGGCACGCCUUGGAAUGUUGAUGCUAGGUGGCUUCUUUACUCUGCCGAUUAUCGUGAAUGGAUGUUGGAGGAAGAUUUCCUUCACUCUGGUGGUUCAAUUCGUCCUCGUAAAUCGUUCACUUAUGAGGAGUUCUUGGAGGCAGCUAACGCACAACAAGUGCAGACACCUGCUUCCGCAUGGACUAGCUCUUUCUCUGCCUCCUCCCUUUCCGCUUCUCCUCACAUAGUGGCUGCUCCUUCCGUCGCUCCUCCGACGCCCACUGAAUCCAAUUACAAGAAAAAGCGGAAACGGUCUCCAUCCCCCUCAAGUGAAUCCUAUGGAGGUGGCGGGGCUGGCAAGAAGCGCCGACACGGCUCUAUUGUUCCUUCCGGCCCUUCUUCCAAACUUAUCUCCUCUGCCAGGAAGAUGAAAAAAGAAGACUACAUGGAACUUACUCCCGAGGAUCAGAAGGAUGAGAAUACUAAUGACACCGGCGAUUUGACACGUUCCUUAGAUGACCCAGAGCCGCCAAACAAAGUGACUCAAGUAGCCCCUGGCACUCCCGUUAGCUUGACAUCGAGGAAUUCGCGCACUUCGCUUGCUACGGCUGAUCUGUCUGCUGGUGAUCACCACAUGAGCUCCGACCAUCCCAGCGAGGCCACCGGAGCUACCGAAGUCGUUGGCAGUGGUGCAGGCGAUCAGGUAGGAGUUGGGGACCUAAGCGUGAUAGAGCAGGCACAUUGCAUCGUUGUUCCCUCCUACUCCGCCUGGUUCGACUACAACGCCAUCCACGCCAUCGAACGUCGAUCUCUACCUGAGUUUUUUAACGGUAAAAACAAGAGCAAGACUCCCGAGACCUAUCUGGCAUACCGCAACUUUAUGGUUGACACAUACCGACUCAAUCCUCAAGAAUAUCUUACCUUCACGGCUUGUCGACGUAACCUUACAGGCGAUGUAUGCAGUGUACUUCGCGUACACGCUUUUCUUGAACAAUGGGGUCUAAUCAACUACCAGGUUGCAGCUCCAUUACUGCCCUCCGGCGGCACUGCGCAAAUGCCUUCUGAGGCCGCCCGUCUAGCCGUGGCUGCAAGUCUUGGUCCACCAUCCACUGCCCACUUUAACGUUCUCACCGAUAGUGCUAGCGGUUUGCAGCCUCUAGGUAGCCAGAACCAAGCUGCUAUGGCAACCCUUGCUGAGGAAGCGGCAAAACAGUCCAAGGAACAGUCCUCUGAAGUGGGAAAGACAGAGGGGACUGAUAGUGAGGUCAAAACUGGCGUCAAACCUGAAAUCGAUUUGGAGGGCCGAUCCUCUACGAUACAGCUAGGACAGACAUUGCCUGUGGGGUCGGUGGUGUCUGGAGGCGGAGGUCCUCCUCCAUCAACCGGUGAUCCUCUCCUCCGUAGCGAUCAAUAUUUGUUGGGCAAUAGCGAUGCAAGUGGAGUUGCGGGUACCAUGACGACCAACCAAAUCCUCACAAAGGGUGCCACAAAAGACGGGUGGACGGAUCAGGAGACUCUACUCCUUCUUGAGGCUCUUGAAAUGUACCGAGAUGACUGGAACAAGGUGGCGGAACACGUGGGCAGUCGUACACAAGAUGAGUGCAUUCUCCACUUUCUUCGCUUGCCCAUAGAAGAUGCCUAUCUGGAGGGCGAUUUUGGUAGUGUCUGCUGCUCUGCGCUGGCAGACGCCGCCCACCCUCAACCACCUUUCUCUAAAGCGGGAAACCCCAUCCUCUCCACUGUGGCAUUCCUCGCCGCCGUGGUUGAUCCGCGUGUUGCUGCCAGCGCAGCUUCAGCGGCACUGAAGGAGUACGCCCAGAUGCGUGAGGAGGUUCCAGCAGGUCUGCUACAUGAGCACAAGGCUCGAGUUCAGGCUGCCGUGCGCAUGGGUCGUGAGGUGGAUCCCACCAAGUUUGGUCUCGAUGAGCUAGGCAUUGUAAAAUCGGAGGAUGGUAAAAGGAGAACUACUGGGGAAGGCGAGGAGGAACAACAACAGUCGAAGGAGGAAGCCUCGGGAUCUGUAGAGAAGUCAUUGGAAGAGAUGAAUGAGAGCGCAAUCGCUCAGAGGGGAAGCAGUAGGGGUGAGGGAGAGACGAAAUCGGUUGAAGGCGAAGCGGGACAGGAGGAAAAGGAGGCAGAAACGGAGGAAGAGGUAAAAUCAGAACAGACGAAGCUGGAGGUAGACGAAGCGGCGUCAGUGAAGAACUCAGUGGAGGCUGGUGUCGGAAAUGAGGGCGGAGCCAAAAAGAAGUCAGGUACGGCGUCAACAAACAGUCUUCCACCAAACCUCGACAGCCUGGGAACCGCUGCAGCUUGUGCCUUAGCUGCAGCCGCAACGAAAGCACGUCACCUAGCCAGCGUAGAGGAGAAACGCAUCAAAGGCCUAGUCGCGCAACUAGUGGAAACACAGCUCAAGAAGCUCGAUAUCAAGCUCAAACAGUUCCAAGAGCUAGAAGCUAUUCUUGAACGCGAACACGAGAUGCUGGAGCAGGCGCGUCAACAGUUAAUGCAUGAUCGACAAGCCUUCCAUAUGGAAGUAAUUAAAACUAUGGAGAGCCAGGCUCGUGCAAUUGUUCAGCAACAGCAGCAACAACAAGUUGUGGUUCAGCAAACGGCAACGAUGUCAUCUCAGGUGACAACGCAACCCCCACCGCCCCCACCACCACCGAAUAUUUCGCUUCAGCAGAUUCGACCACAACAAGUGCAGCUGCCUCCGCAACAACAGCAGCAAUUUCGUCCCCCAUUCAUUCAAGCCGCUCCGCCGCAGCUGCGUCCAGCUCCGAUGGCGCAGACAAGGCCAUCAGAGAUCACUCCCGGUAUGGUUGUUGUUGGCCCACCAAAACUAGCACCUUCAGCGAUCCCGCCAAUGUCGAUGGAACAGCAACCGCAGUUACAGCAGCAGCAGUCAUCACUCAUGGCCGUUCAAUCGAUUCCUCAGACGGGAAUGCCUGAUAUCACGAUGAAGGCCGAGUCGAAGGCGCCAAUAGACGAUGAGAUGUCUUCUGCUGCACAACCACCGACUUCGUUGCUGACAGAAGAGGGUGAAGGAAACAAAAAGGAGGAGCUCUCUAUGUCGGUCGAUGCACAACAGCAUUUGUCACAGCCCAUGGAACGGGACGAUAAUGGAGGACAUGGUGUCGAAGAGACAGGAGAAGGCGAGAAUGAAAUCGGGUGUGUGGAGGGUGAAGAUGAAGGCGAGGAUGAGGUUGUGGAAGAUGAGGAAGAAGACGAUGAAGCGUGA